Pogonomyrmex barbatus (red harvester ant) is the source of this 1038-nucleotide messenger RNA. It is a transcript of the gene Dhrs4, whose product is annotated as Dehydrogenase/reductase 4. The record is from RefSeq and is a predicted model, not a curated record. NCBI's taxonomy places the organism in Eukaryota, Metazoa, Arthropoda, Insecta, Hymenoptera, Formicidae. Gene Ontology annotation, molecular function: carbonyl reductase (NADPH) activity.
UGUGUGUAAAGAUAAAAGAUGUGAUGAUAUAUCUACAGAUAGAGUUCAAACUUCAAGAUUGCAAUGAUAUGCAAUAAUGAUACAUAAUACUAUACGUAUUCGUUUCACGUCUUUCACGAUGUUACGUAUGGCGAUCAAUCAAAAUAUUCGAAAAUUGAGUAGUAAUACAUCUUGCUUAAUAAAAUGCAACCGAUUGGAAGGAAAAGUCGCGAUAGUGACAGCAUCCACAGAAGGAAUAGGCUUUGCCAUAGCAAAACGCCUAGCGCAGGAAGGCGCCAAAGUCAUGAUCAGUAGUCGUAAGGAAUCAAAUGUGAAGAAGGCUGUAGAUAAACUUAAAUCUGAGGGUUUACAAGUUGCGGGUACUGUCUGCCAUGUAGGAAAGGCAGAAGACAGGAAAAAUCUGUUUGAGAAAACUAAAAAAGAUUUCGGAGGCUUGGAUAUUUUAGUAUCUAAUGCUGCCAUUAGUCCAGCAGUUGGUCCAGUGCUAGAAAGCACUGAACAAAUAUGGGAUAAGAUUUUUGAUAUCAAUGUCAAAUGUACAUUCUUGUUGAUGAAGGAGUCUCUGCCGCUUCUUAAAUGUAGCAACUCACCUUCUAUUAUCAUCACAAGUUCAAUUGCUGGAUAUCAGCCCUUUAAUUUAAUAGGCAUAUAUUCGAUUAGUAAAACUGCUUUAUUGGGCUUGAUUAAAGCUACUGCAGAUGAGCUUGCAAAUGAUGGAAUUCGUGUAAAUGGCAUCGCACCAGGAAUAAUAAAGACUAAAUUUUCAAAAGCGUUAUAUGAAUCAGAAGAAGCGCACGAUAUUGCUGUAAUGAGUUGCAGUAUGAAAAGACUUGGAAUGCCAGAUGAGAUUGGAGGUGCAACUGCAUUUCUAGCUAGCGAUGAUGCUUCUUAUAUUACUGGUGAAAUCAUUAUAAUAUCUGGCGGAAUGAAAUCAAGACUAUAAGUCUUUGCAAUAUAAGCCUUUUAUAUCAUUUUUCUGUACAUAUAUGUGUAUAAUUAUGUGCUGGAAAAUUAUUGCUUUUUUUUACUAAAAAAUUA